Molecule: messenger RNA, 794 nt
Organism: Bufo bufo (common toad)
Lineage: Eukaryota; Metazoa; Chordata; Amphibia; Anura; Bufonidae
Gene: NPB
Product: neuropeptide B
Exons: 3
Coding region: 70-645 (191 amino acids)
Biological process (GO): feeding behavior; G protein-coupled receptor signaling pathway
Molecular function (GO): G protein-coupled receptor binding
Source: RefSeq, a predicted model, not a curated record
GGGGGGGAGGUUGGCAGCCAAUAGCAGGCUGCGACGGGAACGAGCCUCCCUAGCGUCACCUGCGAUACUAUGGAGGCUCGUUCCCGUUGCGGCUUGUUAUUGGCUGCUCCCCCCGUCGCCGGAUGUUUUGAUCCAUGCGACAGGGAGAUGCAGCGGCGGCCGUGUGGCCAUCAGAAGCGGCACGGGGAGAGGGAACUCUUUCCUCACCACAGCCCCGAGCUCCACGUCUUCGCCAUGCUGUCUCUAGGCUCUCGCUCUUCGCUGCGUCUGACCGUGAUAUGCAGCGCCCUCGCUCUGCUGCUCUCCUGCCAACGCGCCAACGCCUGGUACAAGCAGUCCACCGGCCCCAGCUACUACUCUGUGGGAAGAGCGUCGGGGCUGCUGUCCGGUAUCCGCAGAUCUCCGGAUAUUCGACGUUCAGAGCCUGAAAACGCGGGGGAGAGCGCCGAGAACAUGGAAGACAACUUCUUGAACAACUUUGGUAGCCAACGGCAAGGAGCGCUUCUCAAAAGUAUGGCUCUGUGUGUAAAAGACGUCUCCCCGAACCUCCACAGCUGCGAGCUGCUCCCCGACACCUCCAGCACCUUCCAGUGCAAAGCUCAGAUUUACCUGUCGCUGGACAGCUCCGACUGUCUCAACCCCUGACCCCACCGCCACCCCAGAGACUGCCACGCGCCAUUCCUAAUUCCUCCGGACCCCUGACCUUUAGAUUAGGGGCCAGACGUUUGUGUAGAUUUGUACUUGAUUCUGUAUCUGCUGCAUUAGAACAUUAUGGUUCGACUAAUAAAUGAAAU